This is a messenger RNA of Rhizophagus irregularis DAOM 181602=DAOM 197198, 992 nucleotides long. NCBI's taxonomy places the organism in Eukaryota, Fungi, Glomeromycota, Glomeromycetes, Glomerales, Glomeraceae. The record is from RefSeq and is a predicted model, not a curated record.
ACAAAUGUAGAAGAAAUAGCAAGAGGAGGAUUUGGUAUUAUAUAUCUAGCAACUUGGCUAGAUGGCCCAAUAAAAGGUGAUAUUAAUCGAAAGAGAAAUAGUAAUGAAACUAUCAUUUUAAAAAAAUUUAAAAAUUCGGAAGAUGUUAGUAAAUAUUUUUUAAAUGAGAACUUAUGGUUUUACAAGAGAUCCUGAAUUUGACGAUUAUAUAUUAGUUAUGCAAUAUGCAUCAGGAGGAGAUUUACAUAAUUGGAUACAACAAAAUUUUACAAAAAUUACGUGGAAUAAACGAAAAUUAGCUAUUUUAUGGCAAAUUUCAGAAGGACUUGAAACUAUUCAUAAUGCAGAUUAUAUACAUCGAGAUUUUCAUAGUGGAAACAUAUUAUUUGAUUUGUCAAAUAAUAAAAAACAUCAAUGUCAAAUUGGAGACUUAGGAUUAACACAACCCGCAAAUAACACUUCAAAUAAUGAAAUAUAUGGAGUAAUUCCUUAUAUUGCACCAGAAAUAUUUAAAAAGUCUUCAUUUUCUAAAGAAUCUGAUGUUUAUUGUAUGGGUAUGAUUAUGUGGGAACUUACAACAGGUUGUAAACCUUUUUCUAAUGUUGAUCAUGAUAUCAAUCUGGUUUAUAGAAUCCUUGAUGGAGAACGACCCGAAAUUACAGAAGAUACACCAGAAUGUUUUGCUAAUUUAAUGAAAAGAUGUUGGGAUUCUGAUCCUGAGAAAAGACCCUCCAUAACAGAAGUUCGUAAAACUCUCAGUAUAUGGUAUCAUACAAAUAGAAAUAUUGAACCAUUUAAUCAAGCAGAAAUAAAAAGAAAAGAGCUAAUGAAUUUGAAGAAACUUGGACCCGAGUUCAGCGGAAAGCCUCAUCCAAGUGCUAUUUAUACAAGUAGACCAUUAAGCUCUUUUAUCUCCAAAUGUUCAUCUAAUAGUAAUUCUUCUAAAAGUAUGUACUAGAAUAAAAUGUUGACCUUAGAUAAAUAAAUGUAAA